ACCUUCUCUCUCUCUCUCUCCUCACACACACACUCUCUCUCUCUCAUCAUAUACAUAUAUAUAUAUAUAUAUAGAAUUAGAAUGAUACAUCUGCAGAAAACAAAAGAGAUAUUGUACAGUAGAGGUAGCUACAAACUGAAUUGGUAAUAUGGAAAAGCUCCAAUUCCAUUCUCUGCAGCCGCCUAUGAUGAUCCUGAUGGUCAUCAUCUUUCUUCUAAUUCUCCAUGUAUCAUCAUCCUUUGCAGCUCCUCCUCGUCAUGCUCCAUCAGCUUUCAACAUCUCCACUAUUCCAUUCACCACAGGCUUCACCCCUCUGUUUGGUGAACCAAACAUCAUCCCAUCCGCUGAUCAUCAAUCUGUUCAGCUUCAUCUCAACCAAUACACAGGCUCCGGCUUCAGAUCCUCUGACCUUUACAACCACGGCCUCUUCAGCGCCAAAAUCAAGCUGCCAUCAGACUACACUGCCGGCAUCGUCGUCGCGUUUUACACAACAAACGGUGACAUAUUCAGGAAAACUCACGACGAACUGGACUUCGAGUUCUUGGGGAACAUAAGAGGAAAAGCAUGGAGGUUUCAGACAAACAUGUAUGGGAAUGGAAGCACAAACAGAGGGAGAGAAGAGAGGUAUUACCUGUGGUUUGACCCUUCCAAAGAGUUCCACACUUACAGCAUACUUUGGACCACCAAAAAUAUAAUAUUUUACAUUGAUGAUGUUCCCAUUCGGGAGAUAGUACGAAAUGAUGCAAUGGGAGCGGAUUUCCCAUCGAAGCCUAUGGGAUUGUACGCCACCAUUUGGGACGCCUCCGAUUGGGCUACUUCAGGAGGCAAAUAUAGAGCGAAUUACAAAUACGCCCCUUUCGUGGCCGAGUUCACCGACCUCAUCCUCCACGGAUGCCCCAUGGACCCGCUGGAAGAGGUGGUGGCUACCGUUUGUGCUGAAAGAGACAAUCAACUUGCUAGUGCUGAUUUUGCUAGUAUAACCCCUAAACAGAAGUUGGCCAUGAAAAAAUUUAGAUCAAAAUAUAUGUACUACUCCUAUUGUUAUGAUACAUUAAGAUAUCCAGUGCCGCUGCCAGAAUGUGUCGUUGAUCCAGUGGAGAGACAACUAUUUAAAGACACAGGUCGAUUGAAGUUCGACGAAAAACACCGUGGUCGAAGGGUUAAGAAAAGAGGGCAAGUUAUGGGUGCUAGGGACUAUGUAAACCAAGAGGAAGAGUGAUAGUUAUAUACUACUACUACUACUACAUAUUGCUAUGUAAAUGAUAGGUAUUUUUUUUUUUUUAAGAGGGUUUUAUGGGAUUUGGUAGUAAUAAGGUUGCAUUUAUUGAGAGAUUGAAGUGGAAAUUCUUUGAUGUAAAAUAAAUGUGGUGUGUAAUGGUUUAUGUAUUGGAAAUAAUAUUUGAGGAAAUAUGCAAUCCA
This is a messenger RNA of Sesamum indicum (sesame), 1419 nucleotides long. Its product is annotated as putative xyloglucan endotransglucosylase/hydrolase protein 30. The record is from RefSeq and is a predicted model, not a curated record. NCBI's taxonomy places the organism in Eukaryota, Viridiplantae, Streptophyta, Magnoliopsida, Lamiales, Pedaliaceae. Gene Ontology annotation, biological process: cell wall biogenesis; xyloglucan metabolic process. Gene Ontology annotation, molecular function: xyloglucan:xyloglucosyl transferase activity; hydrolase activity, hydrolyzing O-glycosyl compounds. Gene Ontology annotation, cellular component: apoplast; cell wall.